AUGCAUCCAACUGUCUAUGAUAUGCCUUAUUUGAUCCAAAAAUCGAAAGUGGAGAAAAAGCGAGUGGCAGAUUGUAGAAAUGUUAUCGAAGAAAUGAAAUCUACUCUGAUUUCCAAAGGUUACAGAUUGCCCAAACAAAUGACCUCAUCAAAAUUGACGCGGCUCCAAAUGCUGCAACUCGUCAGAGACCAUCUCAAAGCCCUACCAGAUGUCACCUCUCCGGCUCCAUUAUCACCAUCUCUGAAACACAGCAUUGCUGGAAUUCUUGCCUCUCGGAAAAGUUCAACUCCGCCCUCAUUCAUUGACAUGCCUGUAUACAAACCUGUUGAAACCGAGGAAUUGAACAACAUGAAAUACAAACAGUACUUGCAAUUAUUUCCCACUAUUUUUGCAUCCCUGAUUUCUAGAAAUCAGAGUUUCCUUGUUCCUGAUGCUCCCGAAGGAGACGAAAUGAUUGAUAUUGUUGGAUAG
Messenger RNA from Caenorhabditis briggsae, 471 nucleotides. The transcript has 2 exons. Lineage: Eukaryota; Metazoa; Nematoda; Chromadorea; Rhabditida; Rhabditidae. Bases 1 to 471 code for a protein of 156 amino acids. The record is from RefSeq and is a predicted model, not a curated record.